This is a messenger RNA of Hippopotamus amphibius kiboko, 8453 nucleotides long. RefSeq names its product sideroflexin-5. Gene Ontology annotation, molecular function: monoatomic ion transmembrane transporter activity; small GTPase binding; citrate transmembrane transporter activity. The coding region runs from base 214 to 5043 and encodes 1609 amino acids. The transcript has 19 exons. Lineage: Eukaryota; Metazoa; Chordata; Mammalia; Artiodactyla; Hippopotamidae. Gene Ontology annotation, cellular component: early endosome; phagocytic vesicle; mitochondrion. Gene Ontology annotation, biological process: monoatomic ion transport; regulated exocytosis; mitochondrial transmembrane transport. The record is from RefSeq and is a predicted model, not a curated record.
CUCGGCCGGCGGCCGGGGAGGCGGGGAGGUGGCGGCCCGCUCGGCCCGGCCCAGCGCAGCCCAGCCCGCAGCUGCGGCGGCCGAGUGUGCGGGCGGCGGCGGCGGCGUACCGAGCCGGCUCCUGACCGGCCUUGGCCGCUGCCCGGUUUCUCACUGGGCCCGGGUGUCCACGCCUAGUUCGGCCAGCCCUGGCCCGCCGCCGCUUCCCCCGCCAUGGCCCUGGUGCGGGGCGCCGAGCCGGCGGCGGGGCCCUCCCGCUGGCUACCCACGCACGUCCAGGUGACGGUGCUGCGGGCCCGCGGGCUGCGGGGCAAGAGCUCCGGCGCCGGCAGCACCAGCGACGCGUACACGGUGAUCCAGGUGGGCCGUGAGAAGUACAGUACGUCGGUGGUGGAGAAGACGCCGGGAUGCCCCGAGUGGCGCGAGGAGUGCUCCUUCGAGCUGCCGCCCGGCGCCCUGGACGGCCUGCUGCGGGCGCAGGAGGCCGACGCGGGCCCGGCGCCCUGGGCCUCGGGCACCGCCGCUGCCUGCCAGCUGGUGCUCACCACCAUGCACCGCUCGCUCAUCGGCGUCGACAAGUUCCUGGGCCAGGCCACGGUGGCGCUUGACGAGGUCUUCGGCGCAGGCCGCGCCCAGCACACACAGUGGUACAAGCUGCACUCUAAGGCGGGCAAGAAGGAGAAGGAGCGUGGAGAGAUCCAGGUCACCAUCCAGUUCACACGCAACACCCUCAGCGCCAGCAUGUUCGACCUGUCCAUGAAGGACAAGCCGCGGUCCCCCUUCAGUAAGAUCAAGGACAAGAUGAAGGGCAAGAAGAAGUUUGAUCUGGAAUCCGCCUCUGCCAUCCUCCCGAGCAGCGCCCUGGAGGACCCCGAGCUGGGCAGCCUGGGCAAGAUGGGCAAAGCCAAAGGCUUCUUCCUCCGCAACAAGCUGCGGAAGUCCUCCCUGACCCAGUCCAACACCUCACUGGGCUCGGACAGCACCCUGUCCUCGGCCAGCGGGAGCCUGGCCUACCAGGGCCCCGGCGCUGAGCUCCUCACCCGCUCACCCAGCCGCAGCAGCUGGCUGUCCUCGGACGGGGGCAGGGACUCUGCACAGUCCCCCAAGUUGCUCACCCACAAAAGGACCUACAGCGACGAGGCCAGCCAGAUACGAGCCGCUCCUCCCCGGGCCCUUCUUGACCUACAGGGCCACCUCGACGGGGCCUCCCGCUCCUCUCUCUGUGUCAACGGGAGCCACAUUUACAACGAGGAGCCCCAGGCGCCCCUGCGGCACCGCAGCUCCAUCUCGGGCCCGUUUCCACCCUCCAGCUCCCUGCACGCCGUCUCUUCCCGGCCCUCUGAGGAGGGGCCGCGGUCUGCGGAUGACUCCUGGGGCGGGGGCAGCCGCCACGCCAGCAGCUCAGAGGCGGUACCUGCACAGGAGGAGCCGAGCUCGCAGGCCAAGGUGUUGGCCGUUGGGGCCGGCCGCUCUGGAGAGGAGGAGGGGGCCCGGCCCUCAGAGGGGAGGCCGGUGCAGGUCACCACACCCAUGGUGGCCUCCUCUGAGGCUGUGGCAGAGAAGGAGGGAGCCCGGAAGGAGGAACGGAAGCCCCGCAUGGGCCUUUUCCACCAUCACCACCAGGGGCUGAGCCGGAGCGAGAUGGGGCGCCGAGGCUCUCUGGGGGAGAAGGGGGGUCCCACUCUGGGGGCCUCCCCCCACCACGCGUCCAGUGGGGAGGAGAAGGCCAAAAGUAGCUGGUUUGGUUUGAGAGAAGCCAAGGAACCAACUCAGAAACCCAGCCUGGACGUGUCUCCUCAGGUAGAACCUGGCCCAGCUGCUCUUCCUCGCCACCUCCCCCGCUCCCCCUGUGCUCCGGCCCUCCCCGCGCCUGCUCCCACCGCUGCUCCCACGCUAAGCACGAACCUUUUUGCAGCCACCUCCCCCGCUGCUGCUGCUGCCGCCGCCGCCACCGCCCUCCCUGAAGCCACCCCACCUGGAUUCUUGGGUCUCACCAACCCGUUCCUCACCUCCCUGCAGAGCAACCCUUUCUUCGAGGAACUCGUAGCCGACGUGGCACUAAACUCUCCUUCACCUGCUCCCUCUCUCCCCAGUGCCUCGAGGGCCGGCCCUGCCCCCCUGGCCUCCCCUGGGAAAACCCCGCCCGAGUGGGACGACACCUUCAACAUCUUUGCUGCCAGCAGGCUGCGUCCAGAGGCCAGGAGUGAGAUCCUGGCCCUCGCAGGAGUGGGGCUGGAGGCGCCUGGGCUGCAAGACCCAGGCCCCGGGGCCAUGACAGUGAAGGCAGCUGAGCCCCAGGGAGGCCCUGUGGGAGGAGAAAGAGCUGGGAGCAGCGUGUGGCUGGCGAGCAGAGUUCCCCUGGACUUGGGACUGGACCGUCAAAGCACGAGUGUGGCUGGCCCGGGGCCCCGCGGGUCGGAAGAGGCCCGCCUGCCCUCCGGGUCAGCCCAGCUGCACCCAAGAGCCUCAGACUCCGAAACAGACAGGGAGUCGCCAGCCCCAGGAGGAGAAGCAGGGCAGAGUCCGGCAGACAGUGCGACGUCUCUGUUUAGCUCCCCAGAGGUGAUCCGUGUGUGGGAGAGGCCGCCUGGCCCAGACAGCGCCCCUGAGGGCCGGGACGAGGAGGCCUCCCGAGGUGGAUUCCACGAGCUCCGUACAGCUGAUGAUUCCUGGCCGUGGGAUGUGGUCACCGUUUCUCCUGCAGCUGAGACUGCACCAGUCCUGCAGGGAGGGUCUGAUGAGCUGCCUCCUCCCCAGAUGCGGCCAGAGUCACCGGAACCCGUGAGCCCCAAGAGGAGCGAGGGGCUUCCCCCACUGGACCUGGAGUCAGAGUCCAAACUCAAGUGGGUGUCGGACAAGGGGCUGCAGCCCAACACACCACCUCCCAAGCCACCACGCCUCUUCACACCCUCAGAUUCCCAGGAGAAGGAGGAGGCAGCGGUGGAGGAAGAGAAGGAGAAGGUGGCAGGAGGGCUGAGUAGCAGGGGGUCAGAGAUGGGAGGAGACGAUGUCUUCCCGAGUCCGAGUCCGCUGAUUGCUGGUCCCCAGGAGGCUGAGGAGGAGGAGGAGGAGGAGGAGGAGGAGGAGGAGGAGGAGGGCGGCGAGAAACCCGAGCUGGAGUCUGAUAGCUGUUCUGGAGCUGCGCUGGGUGGGCCAGGCCUGAAAGAUCUAGCCGAGGAUGCCAGCCCUCCUGUGUCUGGGCCCUGCCUAUCUCUGCCCACCAGCUGCCCUCAGGGUCCUGCCCCCACACCCUCAAAGAGCUUGGCUCUUCAGAGUCAGCCCAUCUGGGGGGCUCCAGAGAGAGGAGAAGGCCCUGAGGCUCCUGAGGCCCAGAGCCAGGAACCAGUAGAAGAGGGGCGUGGGUUCCUGUCAGGCAGCUCCCAGCAGGCUGACUCGUGGGUCUCGGAGGAGGAUGCCUUGAACCCUUUUUUGUCUCAGGGGAGCCAAGAUCCCCCCAGCCUCCCAUCCACACCCCCUCCAGGGUCCAGGGAAUCUUCCAUCCACUCUGGUGCAGAAGAGGCGCCCACGCCCCCAGAACCUGCCUUUCCACCGCCCCCUCUCCCGCCCUGGGCCAGCCACCGCCAUGGGGGGCCCAGCCCUCCAUGCUCUCCCCUGCCUGGAGCCUGGCCCCUGACCUCUUCCUCCCCGCCCCCUGGGGAGCCAGCCUCCCCCACUGGGAGCUCCCCCACCCCACUUGGGGAGGACCACGCUGCCGUCACCCCAGCCUCCCUGCUUGCGCUUCUGCCCUUGGAGACACGACCAGCUGAGGAGCCACAGUCCAGUGCCAGUCCCCACCCCGUGAAGCCCCUCAGUGCUGCCCCAGUGGAGGGCAGCCCCGACAGGAAGCAGCCGCGCUCCAGUCUGAGCACAGCCCUGAGCAGCGGGCUGGAGAAGCUCAAGACAGUCACAUCUGGCAGCGUUCAGCCUGUGGCUCCGGCCCCCCAGGUUGGCCAGAUUGUGGACACCAAGAGGCUGAAGGACUCCGGUGUGCUGGAUCAGUCAGCCAAGUACUACCACCUGACCCACGAUGAGCUCAUCGGCCUGCUCCUGCAGCGGGAGCGGGAGCUGAGCCAGCGGGAUGAGCACGUGCAGGAGCUGGAGAGCUAUAUCGACCGGCUGCUGACAUCCUUCUAUGGUCGCUUCCGGCACUUCUUGGACAUCAUCGACCCGCGCACACUCUUUGUCACUGAGAGACGUCUCAGAGAGGCUGUGCAGCUGCUGGAAGACUACAAGCAUGGCACCCUGCGUCCAGGGGUUACCAACGAGCAGCUCUGGAGUGCACAGAAAAUCAAGCAGGCUAUUCUACACCCGGACACCAAUGAGAAGAUCUUCAUGCCCUUUAGAAUGUCAGGUUACAUUCCUUUUGGGACGCCAAUUGUGGUUGGUCUUCUCUUGCCCAAUCAGACAUUGGCAUCCACUGUCUUCUGGCAGUGGCUGAACCAGAGCCACAACGCUUGUGUCAACUAUGCAAACCGCAACGCUACCAAGCCUUCACCUGUGUCCAAGUUCAUCCAGGGCUACCUGGGAGCUGUCAUCAGUGCCGUCUCCAUCGCUGUGGGCCUUAAUGUCCUGGUUCAGAAAGCCAGCAAGUUCACCCCAGCCACCCGCCUUCUCGUCCAGAGGUUUGUGCCGUUCCCUGCCGUAGCCAGUGCCAAUAUCUGCAACGUGGUCCUGAUGCGGUACGGGGAGCUGGAGGAGGGGAUUGACGUCCUGGACGCUGAUGGCAACCUCGUGGGCUCCUCCAAGAUCGCAGCCAGACAUGCCCUGCUGGAGACAGCGCUGACACGAGUGGUCCUCCCCAUGCCCAUCCUGGUGCUACCCCCGAUCGUCAUGUCCAUGCUGGAGAAGACAGCUCUCCUGCAGGCGCGCCCCCGGCUGCUUCUCCCCGUGCAAAGCCUCGUGUGCCUGGCAGCCUUCGGCCUGGCCCUGCCGCUGGCCAUCAGCCUCUUCCCCCAGAUGUCAGAGAUCGAAACCACCCAGUUAGAGCCUGAGAUUGCCCGGGCCACGAGCAGCCGGACGGUGGUGUACAACAAGGGGCUGUGAGCGGUGGCCGGCCGGCCGGCCGGCCUGGGGCCAGAGCGCUGUCCAGGCCGGGAGAUGGGGCUAGGGAAGGAGUCUCGUGAGCUGCACCUGCAGGGAGAGGCAAGCGGACCCCCCAGUCCUGAACCACCUGGGGGAGCCCCCCCCCCCACAGCAGUAGGGAGAUUAAUCUAUUCACACGUCAACAUAAAGGAGAGGAAUUCUGACACAUUUACUAUAAAAAAUAAUCAAGUGCAUUUCUGGGCCUAUGUGGGGUUGUCAGACUCUACUUAGCACAAUUAUGUGUGAAGCUGAAAAACUGUAGCGUGCCCAUAGGGUAGGAUUAGGAUGCUUUUAUACUUUGGUUUCUUUUUUAUUUUUAUUUUUUAUCAGAAUCAAGCCUUGGUUGCAGCUGCCCAGAUGCAGCAGGUGGUGGGAGGAGGAGUGGGCCUGGGAGCUGGUGGCUUUUGUGGCCUGGCUGGUAGAUUUAAGGUCACUGUGGCCAGGCCCAAUAGCUCCCUGAGCGGGGCUGGGCUGGACUAGGGAGGACGGGUGGAGGCAGUCUACACUUCACAGGAUGAACCAGCUGUGACUAAGUUCCUCAGGAGGUGGCCCAGGAAAUCAAGGGGCACUGGAGGCCUCUGGAAGAUUCCUUGGGCAGCUGGCUCUGAGUGUGGCCAGCCUUCAUGCCACACCUGCAGAACCAGUCCCUCUGCAUGAAGCCCAGCGACACAGUGAGGCUGGUGUCACCCUUCACGGAGCCUGGGUCCAUUUGAGACCCCAAGAUGACACCAGCUCCAGGCAGGAAGCCCUAAGAAGGAAUGAUGCUUGGCGGGAACUGUGGUCUGCACUCUGGCCUCUGUGGGAAUAUCUUCCUCCCAGGCACGGCUGGAAGCUAGGCUUUGGGACCGAGGGUGGGGCUGGAGCCGGGCUGACUGCUGCCCUUUCCAGCCACUGGGGCCACCUGCCCCAGCCCACCAUUUCCCGACCAGGAGCGACUCGUGCCUGAAAGUGUGAAGCCCAGAUCUCUAGGUAUCUACCUGAGAGCAUCAACCCAGGAAUAGCAGGCCCCGGCUCUGGCACUAAUGGGCUGUGUGACCUUGGACAAGUCCACACCCUUCACUGAGUCUCCAUUCCCUGUCUGGAACCAGAGGACUGGAUUGAGGGAUUCCCACCUGCUCUUCCAGCUAGACUUCGCCUUCGCCCGUCCUGCUCAGAUGCUGGGCAUCUCAGGCACAUCCCCAGUGUGGACACUGGACUGGGAAUGGGGCAGGUGCCUUUGGAAAUGCCAGCGGUUGGCCUCAGAGCCUGGACCUUGCCCUUGUAUAGCAACACACAAGGCCAUAUGCGAACACACGUUCUGGGAGCACUUGACCUUUGCCACACACUUUAAGGUCCUGAAGGAGGAGGCAGUGUGCACGCCUGGGCCGGAGCGGCGCCCCACCUGCUCCUGCGCCGCCUCUCAGCCUGCGUGGGCCUCCAAGGCCCCUUGCUGCUGGCUCCCACUUGCAGGCCAGGAAAGAGGAGAGCUCUGCAGGAGCUUUGUGGAGGAAAGCAGGGCCUGAGGUGGGGGUGAACAGGAUAAACCCCCCACCCCAUCUGAAAGGCCCAAAUGAAGAGGAAGCCUGGGCCCCCGUGCAUCCCUCACCUGACCCCAGCUGGAAGGGAGCCCUUGAUAUGCAGCUAAAGAGCCUCUGCUCCCCUGGCAGCUUCACCUGGGGAGAGACCUGGCGGAGAUGAAGACAUACACUUGAAGGAAAAGGCUAAUGCAGGGCAGCAGGGCCACGGCCACGGGUGGCUCUUGCCAUCUUUAGGGCGGGGUAGUUGUGAGGUGGGCCUUCCAUGGGCAUUGAUACCACUCACUCCUCAGAAGCCCCUGCUGCCCUCAUCUCCCAGCCAGGCUCUGUUUCCCCCAGCUAGCUCUGCAGGAUGCUGCCCUGAGGGCUCCCCACUCUCCUAAGGAGCAGCCCACCCCCGCCCGUCACGCAAGGGAGAAGGCGGAGACGAGCAUGAAGGACACAAGCGCAGAGCGGGUACCACAGUGUUGAGGGGCAGGUCGUUUUUAGCUAAUCCCGCCGUCAUGUGGAUGUGCCAAUGGCUGGGGGCUGGGAAUGUCUAGGUCCUCUUUUGAAAAGCUCACUUCAAGCUCACCUUGCCCCACCUCGCACAGGGUCUUGUUCUUUUGCACUUUCCCUUGGGACCAAAACCGCCCAUCCGAGCCCCACGCUCACCCCCUCCAGGGGCCUGGCAGAGAUGGGGUCUUUCCAACUCUGCCUCUGUGCGGGCCGCCCCAGCCCAGCCCCACCCCUGCCCAGCCCUGGGAGCCCUGUGGCCUCGGUAUCUCACAACCUACUUACGUUAUCUCCUGGAUGAUUUCCGGUCACGCUCCCAAUGCAGUUUCAUGUGGGCUAAGGGUGUUUCUCCUGGGGGUUGGAGGGGUGGGUGGCAAAGGAUGGUUGUAGCUCAGGGUGAUGGUGACAGAGGUUCAGGCGGCCAUGCUGCUAAGUCCUGGUCUGGCUGCAAAAAAUACCACGAGGGGAAAAUUUUGGCCAACAUCCAUCUUCUAAUCUGCUGAGGCCGGAGGAGGGGAGGCCUCGUGGGCAGAUUGGUUCAUAACUGGGGAUGGGGGGAGGCUGAGCCGGGACCCACUGAGGGCAGGGCCUGGCCCAGCUGUGCCAGAUCACAGGGCAUACCUGCAUCUGGCUCUCUAGCCCUGGCGGACCUUCCCACCCUCCUCUGAUCACUUCAAACAUUCCCUCAGGCUUGGGGAUGCCCUUCUCCCAUUCCAGAGAGCAGUCGGAGAGCACAGGGACUAAAACCCCAAGAUGUCAAGGUAACCAACAGACCCCUCUCCAGUUCCUGACUGAGCCAGCUGGUCUCCUGUCCUGGGCCUCUGGCCUGGGAGCAGGGUGACGUCCUGAGAGGAGAAGGGCAGUAGACGGAAGCGCGGUGGUUUUCCAGCCCUGGGCCGGUGUGAGUGAGGCACCAGCGCACGUGCCUCGGCCACUCCCAGGGGACUUUGCAGUGUCUUUUUAACCGUCUCAGAAAAUUUCUCAAUCUCUGUGAUUUACGUAAUACUAAUGAGCUGUGGGCAAUAAAUGAUGGAUUGAAAGCAUCAGGGCUUGGCUUUGUGAAUUGUGGGUGGGAGAGGUAGGGGUGGGGAAACACAGUGGGAACAAGCCGAGCUGGCUGAAGAUUUUGCGGGAAGGCCCCUGAGGAAGGUGCAGACCCAGCCUCCAGGAGGGGUCAGGCCAGCUAGGCGGCCCAAAGGGAAAGGGAGACCAAAGGAUGGAGGAGCACGUGAGGGCAGAACAAAGGGGGUGAGUCGCAAGUCUGCAGAAGGACCCUUUACAGAGUGGUUGCUGUGUGGAGUGCUCACUAAGGGCCCCACUACAAGGAAUUGAGUAGAAGAGGGAUUUUAGUAGAUUCUCGGC